AGGGUCUGCUAGCUUAGCCCGGCCGGCUGCAGCUUGGUGGGACCGCAGCGCGCGCGCGGCUACUCUGGUCUCUCCUCCACAAGUUCGGGCCUGGGCCCCUGCUGCCAGCAUGGAUACUCGCCGCGUGCCGCAAAAGGGUCGCAGAGUAAAGAACUUCAAGAAAUUCAGCUAUGUGAAGUUGAUUUCCAUGGAAACCUUGUCAUCCUCUGAUGACAGUUGUGACAGCUUCGCUUCUGAUAAUUUUGCAAACACGAAACCUAAAUUCAGGUCAGAUAUCAGUGAAGAACUGGCAAAUGUUUUUUAUGAGGACUCUGAUAAUGAAUCUUUCUGCGGCUUUUCAGAAAGUGAGGUGCAAGAUGUAUUAGACCAUUGUGGAUUUUUACAGAAACCAAGGCCAGAUGUCACUAACGAACUGGCCAGUAUUUUUCACGCCGACUCUGACGAUGAAUCAUUUUGCGGUUUCUCAGAGAGUGAGAUACAAGAUGGAAUGAGGUCACAGUCAGACCCUGCAGGCUGUAGGACCCGCAGUCAGUGCAGGCGGUCUGGACCUCUCCGGGUGGCCAUGGCGUUUCCGACUCGAAGGACCAGGGGAACAGCCAGCAAAAGCGCAGCUGCCCCUGCACCUGCAGAGAAAUCUGUGACUGAUCCCAAUUCUGAUUCAGAAGAUGAAAGUGGCAUGAACUUUUUGGAGAAAAGGGCUUUAAAUAUAAAGCAAAACAAAGCAAUGCUUGCAAAACUGAUGUCGGAAUUAGAAAGUUUGCCGGGCUCGUUCCCUGGACGGCAUUCCUUCCCAGGCCCCAGUUCCCGGUCGAAGACACCCCGAAGGCGUACCUUCCCAGGUGUUACUCUUAGGAGAAACCCUGACCGGAGAGGGCGUCCUCUUACCAGGUCAAGGUCCCGGAUCCUUGGGUCCGUUAGCACCCUACCCACGGAGGAGGAGGAGGAGGAGGAGGAAGAGGAGGACAAGUACAUGUUGGUGAGAAAGAGGAAAACCAUGGACGGCUACAUGAACGAAGACGAUGUGCGUAGAGGUCGCCGCCCCGGAUCCAUGACCCUGCCGCACGUAAUUCGCCCGGUGGAAGAAAUUACCGAGGAGGAGCUGGACAACAUCUGCAACAAUUCUCGGGAGAAGAUAUACAGCCGCUCAUUGGGGUCUACUUGUCAUCAGUGCCGCCAGAAAACCAUUGAUACCAAAACGAACUGCAGAAACCCAGAGUGCUGGGGUGUCCGAGGCCAGUUCUGUGGUCCCUGCCUUCGAAACCGUUACGGAGAAGAGGUCAAGGAUGCUCUGCUGGACCCAAACUGGCACUGCCCUCCUUGUCGAAGAAUCUGCAACUGCAGUUUCUGCCGUCAGCGAGAUGGGCGGUGUGCGACUGGGGUCCUCGUGUACUUGGCCAAGUACCAUGGCUUUGGGAAUGUGCAUGCUUACCUGAAAAGUUUGAAGCACGAGUUUGAGAUGCAAGCAUGAUACCUAGAAGAUCUACUGCCUGCCUUCCACCACACCAGUCUUCCUUGUUCGAGUUUUCCAUUUUGUCCUGUGGUGGAAACCUGAGUUAAGAAUUCUGAUGAUCAGUCUGCUUUAUAGGAAACUCAAAUCCAGCUAAUCUCAUUAGAUGAGUUUCCAAGCAACCCAGAAGUCUAUUGCUAGCUACACUUUGCCCUCUUGCUGUUUCUCCUUUGCUUCUCCCUGCCCCUCAUCCCAAACUCUCUCCCUCUUUUUACAGGGGGGUCUCUCUCUCCAUCUAGUUUCUGAAUUCUUUUUAAAUGACAGUCUUGUGAAAUCAUGUUUGAUUUAAUUGGUGUUGAAACAGCCCUGGAAUUCACCUAUAAAACCAAGCACUUAGAGACACAGUAGUGGUGUUACUAAAGACAUCUACUGAGACCAGCCCUCUAACUGGUCUCUACAAAAACAGCAGGCACAGUUGUCACACUAGUUGACAUUUUUAACAGAAUCGAGGUGGAAAGGUCUUAAGGCAUGUGGAAAGAUGAGGUAAUUGUUGGAAAGGGGGGCAUGUGGAUUUGGACACCUGUCGUGAGAAUAUUCCAUGUCUUGUGUUUAUUGCACAAGUUGUCGUUGCAGAGAUUUAGUUGCUGAUUUUUCCCACCAUGCAGUUGGGUGGUGCAUUGGGCUCCCACCGUGAUGACCCACAGGAUUGUGGGCAGCACAGGAUUGGCUGUCGUCAGAGAAGAGACAGUCGAGGGAGUCAGGAUGGCGAGGCUUCAGAUGUAGGCGGGUCUGAAUUCACGGUAUAAAACUUUGGUGUAAUGGUAGUUUGCCAAGUUUAUUUCCGUUCAUAAAUGUAAGGUAUUUAAAAUAAAUUCUUGAUCAUUUUGCAUGGAAAAUUGAUACCAAUAUUAACCUACAAUUUGCAGUUUUUGCUUUCUUGAAGAAAUAAGCUAGGCAGGCAUUCGUGUUCAGGUUUUAAGCACUUUUAGAACAAUGAGAAGUGCCUUUUUGGAGAUGGGUGACUUUCCGGUUUGUUAACUUGACAUCUCUGCCCCCUUAAGUUUCUGGGCAGAUUGUGUGUAUCGUCUCCCCCUCCCCCACCCUUUGCAUUAAUCACGAAAUGGCUAACGGUAGAGGUGGAGUCUUAGGUGUUUGUCCAUUUUCCCUUGCAUGUGCAUCCCGUUGCUGAUUCUGUUCAGUGUUAGAUGCAGGAUUGGACCUUGGAUCAAUAAAUGUAAAUAGAGCUUUUGAUCUGUAAUGCUUUUAUACAAAGUUUUUAUUUUGAUAAUAAAACCUUUUGUUCUA
Phyllostomus hastatus (greater spear-nosed bat) is the source of this 2752-nucleotide messenger RNA. It is a transcript of the gene CDCA7, whose product is annotated as cell division cycle associated 7. Gene Ontology annotation, cellular component: nucleus. Lineage: Eukaryota; Metazoa; Chordata; Mammalia; Chiroptera; Phyllostomidae. The record is from RefSeq and is a predicted model, not a curated record. The transcript has 10 exons. Bases 110 to 1468 code for a protein of 452 amino acids. Gene Ontology annotation, biological process: regulation of DNA-templated transcription.